AUGGCUGCAGAACGACCUAAAUUGACGGAGCUUACUGAUUGGUCCAAUAUUCAUGUGAUCAGUGAGAAUGUGGAGACACCUGGGAGUGAAAGUAUUGGGCAACAGUCAUCUGUCAGUGCAUAUUCUGUGGGAAGUCGCUGUCAGUUCCUCAAGGGCAAAACGGAAAAAGAUGCUUACGUGGAGGCAAGGAUACAGACGAUGACUGAGGAUAACAAACGUGACAAAGAUCCAGACAGCCAAGAGUGCGGACUUGGACAAUGCAGACCGUCCUGUCUUCAGUACUUUGCCAACAUCAAGUCAUUUGUGGUCUGUAUGAGUUUGUUACUUGCUACCUCAGGAACCAUGUCAACAGGAUAUUUCAACAGCGUCAUCACAACAAUUGAAAAGCGAUUUGAAAUUGGAAGUUCUGUGUCGGGCCUUAUAGCAGCUUCAUAUGAGUUUGGGUCGCUUGUGACGGUCAUCUUCAUCAGCUACCUAGGUGGGCGUCGCCACAUUCCACGGUGGAUUGGUUAUGGAAUUAUAUUUAUGGGGUUUGGGGCACUGUUGAUUGUGCUGCCACAUGUCCUGGCAGAGAAGUAUACCGUUCACCAAGGUAUAAUGUCAAAUGAGACGGAAGAAAAUAUCUGCAAGGCUGAUGACAAGAGUGGGCCAUUCGGGGACAAGUGUAUUAGUGAGGGUUCUGGAAACGUGGGCAAUGUUCUUAUCCUUAUCUUUGCCCAGGUGCUCAUUGGGACAGGUGGAACGCCCAUUCUCACACUUGGCACAACCUAUGUAGACGACCAUGUGUCGAAGGAUAAGGCACCAGUAUACUUAGCUUUUAUCUAUGCCUCUGGCGUGUUAGGUCCCGUCCUUGGAUAUGCCCUGGGGGCCCUGUUGUUGCAGUAUUACGUCGAUAUGUUUAUCUAUGAAGUGGAUAUCGUACCUGGGGAUCCACAGUGGAUCGGAGCUUGGUGGGGAGGGUUCAUAAUCUGUGGAGGCAUAUUCUUUACAUUAUCAAUUCCGUUUAUGGCCUUUCCUAAAGUCCUCGUGAAGGAGAAACGCAAACUGCUGGAACUGAAAGCCAAAGAAGAUCUGCUGAGUCAAGAUGAUCUUCAGUCUCGACACAGUGAUGACUAUGGCAAAACCAUCAAAGACAUUCCACGCUCCAUCCUUAAUUUAUUGACCAACAAGAUCUACCUAAUCACAUGUCUCGGGAUCUGCUGCGAGAUAUCCAUUGUCAGCGGAUUUGUUGUCUUUCUGCCCAAAUACCUGGAAACUCAGUUUGGAACGUCCAAGUCUGUUGCUAAUCUGUUUACAGGUGGUAUUGGUAUACCCGGAGCAGUGGUUGGUAUUUUAGUCGGCGGCUUUAUACUCAAGCGUUUCCAGCUACGACCAAAAGGUGCAGUCCAGCUCGCACUUGUGUUAGAUAUCCUGGCUUUUAUAGGAUUCAUAUCGUUUUUCAUCCUCGGCUGUGAAAACCUUAAGAUAGCUGGCGCCACCUAUCCUUAUAGUGCUUACUACAAUAGUUCUGAGAUAGAGCAGAUAAACGUGGAGACCAAUCUGACAUCAUCUUGUAACAUGGACUGUGCUUGUUCUAACAACGACCUUGAACCAAUCUGUGGGAUCAAUGGUAUCACCUAUUUCUCUCCGUGUCACGCUGGCUGUACUCGCUUCUACAGCUACAUCACCCCACAGGAAAAACUCAUGAAUUUUAGUGGCUGUUCCUGUAUCAUGGACAAUGUCAGUAUAUCCCCUGAGGUCAUUAUGUCCCCAGUGGCGACUAAAGGUCCCUGCAAGUCAACCUGUCAGAACCUGUUCCCGUUCCUGAUCCUCCUGGUGGGGGUCACCUUCACUGUGGCUGGUACACAGAUGCCCCUCCUCAUGGUUACUCUCAGGUCGGUCCACGAAGAGGAGAGAUGUUUUGCGCUUGGCAUGCAGUUUGUGAUACUUAGGUUGUUUGCCUACAUCCCCUCACCAAUCAUGUUUGGUAAUACAAUAGACACAGCCUGCCUGUUGUGGAAGGAAAGGUGCGGGCACCAUGGCUCCUGUCUCGUCUAUGAUAUCGUCCAGUUUAGAUACAAAUAUGUUGGCAUAUCAGCUGGUCUGAAACUGCUUGGUGCUACAUUGUUUCUCAUUGUAUGGUUUCUCAUAAAGAAACGAAAUGAACAGGAUAUGCAAAAUACUCUGUCGGUCGGUGAAAUCAUGACUUCUGUCAAUUCCAUAAACAAGAUGGAUAUGGAUUACGACCAGCGAACAAAACAUCGUCGAACGUCCAGUCAAAGUAGUCAUGGCAAUGAUCAAAGAUUGACAUCCAGCCAGAAGUGGAAUAGUCGCGAUGAUGACCAUCGAGCUUGGCACCAGCGUACUCACAGCCAGACGUCCAGUUGUCAUGACAACAGCCUGCCAAUACACACACAGAUCGUAGUGGACCACUAUAGCAAUGUGUACACACACGACCACAAUCACUAUAGCGACACAGACUCGGACACUCCAGAGACAAGCUUCUCAUUAACCAGGCCAAUGGAGUCUGCUGUAUGA
This is a messenger RNA of Ylistrum balloti, 2517 nucleotides long. Its product is annotated as solute carrier organic anion transporter family member 5A1-like. The record is from RefSeq and is a predicted model, not a curated record. Gene Ontology annotation, molecular function: protein binding. Lineage: Eukaryota; Metazoa; Mollusca; Bivalvia; Pectinida; Pectinidae. Gene Ontology annotation, biological process: sodium-independent organic anion transport; transmembrane transport. Gene Ontology annotation, cellular component: membrane. The transcript is spliced from 10 exons. The coding region runs from base 1 to 2517 and encodes 838 amino acids.